Erpetoichthys calabaricus (reedfish) is the source of this 1291-nucleotide messenger RNA. Its product is annotated as complement factor D-like. The record is from RefSeq and is a predicted model, not a curated record. Gene Ontology annotation, molecular function: serine-type endopeptidase activity. NCBI's taxonomy places the organism in Eukaryota, Metazoa, Chordata, Cladistia, Polypteriformes, Polypteridae. The transcript has 5 exons. Gene Ontology annotation, biological process: proteolysis. Bases 32 to 787 code for a protein of 251 amino acids.
GACACGAGACAAGGAGAACUUGGCGCUCAUCAUGACAGCCCUGACCGCCGCACUUUGGCUGCUGACCGUCGUCUGGGGACGUGCAGGGGCUUCCGAAGACGACAUCAUUAACGGCCGGGAAGCCAAAGGCCCGAGACCCUACAUGGCGUCCCUGCAGGUGAAUGACGCACACGUCUGUGGGGGCUUCCUCAUCAGGGAGGACUACGUGCUGACGGCGGCUCACUGCUACAAAGGAAGACCCCUCACUGUAGUGCUGGGCGCCCACAACAUAAGUCGCCCUGAAGCUUCUCAGCAGAAACUCCCAGUGAUAAAGUACAUCAAACAUGGCCUGAACUCUCUGGAUAUCUACGGCUUUGACAUCAUGCUGCUGAAACUUGAAAAGAAGGCCAUCCUGAAGGGAAAGGUAGGCCUGAUUCGGCUGCCCAAAACAGCAGAGGACAUCCCUGCCAACUCCAGGUGCUCCAUUGCCGGCUGGGGUAAGAGAAAGGCCGACGGUGAACGCUCAGACGUCCUACUGGAAAGCAGCACCACCACCAUGAGCAGGGCAGAGUGCAAGAAGGCCUGGGCGAGGUCUCUCACCAUUAACAAGAACAUGCUGUGUGCCAACAUCCAAGCAGACAGCAGUAUUUGUCAGGGGGACUCUGGAGGGCCCUUGGUGUGUAAUAAGGUUGCACAAGGCAUGGCCAUAUUUACUGAACCCGUCUGCGGAGGAGGAAAACUUCCUGACGUUUACCUCAACAUCCCCUCCUUCAUUCAGUGGAUACACAACAAAACAAACUCCGAGUAGACGUCGCUCUGCCGGCUGCCGCACUUUACGAAAUGCUUACUCUCUUUGAGGUGGUCUAGGGGGGACACUCUGUCUUGGCUAAGAGAUGACAGAUCUGAAGGCAAUGGUGGCCUAAGGGCUCUAAGGGUCCGCCUUGCACUUCCAGCACCUGCUAAAGGGGCUUUAACAGGUUUGGUGUACCUGUUCUGUUGUAGGCCUGAAGUCCCCAUUGUCCCAAAAAACUGAAUGACAUUUUUACUGUACAAGAACCUUAUGAAUAUCCACCGAAUUUUAGAUAUUAUUUGUUAACACAUAAGGACUUCUACAUUACUAGCAGACUUCAGGAAUAUUGGAUUGGACAAAAUCCACGUUCAUAUCUCCAUUCAGUUAUCUCGUAACACCUUGAAAAUCCUAAAUGUCAGCUGUUGCCAUCAGAGCUCCACACUGCUCAAUUCUGUUAUUUGUAAGGAUGCUGUUGCUGAAUUCUAAGCUACUAUUAAAAGGGCUUCUUCUUCUUUGUGCAAA